UGGUGAGAAGACUGGCUAGGACAGGACUACAGACAAUCGAAGCUGGCUCGUUCGUGCAUCCGAAAUGGGUGCCGCAGAUGGCUGCUUCCGAUCGAGUACUCUCCUCCAUCCUCACAGCCGAGCCGGACUCUCCAGGUCCUAUAACGUACCAAUGGCUUCUGCCAAACAGCAAAGGCUUAGACAACUUCUUCAGGAUCAUGAAAGGGUCAAGCUCCAGCUCCACUGGGUAUCCUACGCCACCACCCUCGCCUAAGCAUGACUCGGGUCCGGCGAUGAACACAUCGAGUUCGGACCCCAACGCCAUGCCUUCGUCUACGUCUGGCGUAGAUGGCAUGUCCCAGUCUCGCCAAAACACCUUACAAUCACAGCCCAGCCAGAAGCACGAAGUCUCCAUCUUCCUAGCCGCCACCGAGUCCUUUUCCCAAAAGAACACCAACUGCAGCAUCCAAGAGUCUCUCGACCGUUUCGCGCCUCUGAUGCAGCAGAGCAAACAAGAGGGUUACCCGGUCCGAGCCUACAUCUCCGUAGCCCUCGGCUGUCCCUUUGAAGGUCCCGACACAGACCCUCAUGUCGUCGCGAAUCUUGCAGUAAAGUUACUGGAGAUGGGUGCAGAUGAGAUUAGCGUGGCGGACACGACUGGCAUGGGCACCGCGCCUCGUACGCGGACACUCCUCCGAACCCUCCACGAAGCCGGGGUGCGGAACGAAGACCUCGCACUGCAUUUCCACGACACUUUCGGCCAGGCUCUUGUGAACACAAUGAUCUCGCUCGAACAGGGGAUACGCACGUUCGACUCGGCCGUGGGUGGGCUAGGCGGAUGUCCUUACUCGCCCGGCGCAACAGGCAAUGUAAGUACCGAAGACCUGGUGUACACGCUUCACAGCCUGGGCGCGAACACGGGUGUCGAUUUGGAGGAAGUGUCUCGGAUUGGGGGAUGGAUUACGGGCGAGAUUGGGAAGGGAAACAGUUCGAGUGCCGGUAAAGCCACGAUGGCAAGAUUACGUCGCGAAGCUAGCGCCUGAGAACGCCAC
Molecule: messenger RNA, 1031 nt
Organism: Baudoinia panamericana UAMH 10762
Lineage: Eukaryota; Fungi; Ascomycota; Dothideomycetes; Mycosphaerellales; Teratosphaeriaceae
Exons: 2
Coding region: 198-1022 (274 amino acids)
Biological process (GO): ketone body biosynthetic process; L-leucine catabolic process
Molecular function (GO): hydroxymethylglutaryl-CoA lyase activity
Source: RefSeq, a predicted model, not a curated record